Messenger RNA from Cooperia oncophora, 951 nucleotides. The record is from the annotation of a GenBank genome assembly. NCBI's taxonomy places the organism in Eukaryota, Metazoa, Nematoda, Chromadorea, Rhabditida, Trichostrongylidae.
AUGACUACCCGUGCAGCGAUCUUAUUGUUGUUAGGAACAUCUGUGGUUUACGCAAAAAGCAAGCAAGACAGAAGAGUUAUAGAAUUCCCUGGCAAGGAGCAAUGGGCGCAAGAGUAUCUGGACCUGUGCGACAAGACUACCUACGCAGAACUUGACACAGAAGGAAGCGAAGACGAUGUCUUCGGUUGCACAACUUAUCUGUGGAAUUACGAACUGGUCAAAGUUGAACUAUUACAAGUUUUUCCUCCUAUAAUCGUCUAUCGAGGUUUUGCCCCCCGGAAAUACUUGAGGGAUUUCCUCAGCGACGUCAGAAGUGCUAAGGCGAAGAGUCCCGACAUCAAUGUCGACGAAGAGUCCCAACUUCAAGCUACUGAAAUAGAGCUGAAACACCGGGAGAAGGCGGGAGUGGCGAGGCUUUUCAACAGGCUCAAACGUUUCAUUCCCUUCGUCAACUUCGACUCCAGUGAUCCUUGGCAGGUCCUCAUCUUCAAAAAUAACCAGCAUCGCGCUCCUCGUCACGAUUACCUCGCGUCUGAAGAAGAACGCGCAGAGGACCGGCUGUUGGACAAACUAGGGAACCGCUUCGCAACGUUCUUGGUUGCUCUGAAAACCGCUCAGUUGGGAGGAGGAACAGUUUUCCCACUAAUUGAGCAAAAUUACAAGCUGCAGGCAGGAGAUGUGCUGAUGUGGACAAAUAUGGAUACAUCAAAAGCAAAGGAAAUAGGCUCAGAUUAUGGUGACUGCCCAGUUAAGAAGGGAGAAAAAGUUGUAGCGACACUUCGCCUCCGCGAACACGGACAAUACCUGCUCAAAUCUGUACUUCCCGGCGGAUUCUAUGACUUUGAAAUGCUCUUUCAGCCUAAUCUGACCAAUCUUGAGAGGAACCCUACGAACUUGCUUGACAAUUUCCUUGACGAAAGUGAUUAUGAUUAUUAUCCAGCGAAUUAUUAG